Molecule: messenger RNA, 978 nt
Organism: Chanos chanos (milkfish)
Lineage: Eukaryota; Metazoa; Chordata; Actinopteri; Gonorynchiformes; Chanidae
Gene: commd7
Product: COMM domain containing 7
Exons: 9
Coding region: 1-603 (200 amino acids)
Biological process (GO): negative regulation of DNA-templated transcription; tumor necrosis factor-mediated signaling pathway
Molecular function (GO): NF-kappaB binding
Source: RefSeq, a predicted model, not a curated record
AUGUUGCAGUUGCAUUUUGCCAAAGAUCCAUUGCCUGACACUGUCAGUAAUGAUUUUCAGAAUCUGAAUAAAUUCAAUGAGCAGCAAUUUGUGAGCUUGACAGAGAUUCUUUGCCAGUUCUUGUUGGAGCCUAAAGAGUCGGAUCGGUUCAUGACCAAACUCUCAGAGUUUGCGGGGGAGAAUGGUAUGAGUGUGGGUCCACUCAAGGGACUUGUAAAGAACGUGCUUCUGCUCCCACACGGAGCUCUAAAGAAGAAUCUCACUGCUGAGCAAGUGAAAGAAGACCUUCUCACCUUAGGUGUAAAUGAAGACAAGGCCUCUCACUUCUCUGAUCAGUGGAGAGUCCACUACCCAGUGUUGUCAAGGCUGGCUGUUGGUCAGACUCUUAUGGUCAAUCAACUAGUAGACAUGGAAUGGAAAUUUGGAGUGACGGUUGGGACUAGUGAACUGCAGAAAGUUGGGAAUAUCUUCCUACAGCUUAAACUGGUCAUCAGGAAAGGGAACACCACAGAAAACAUAUACAUGGAGCUGACUCUCCCUCAGUUCUAUAACUUUCUGCAUGAGAUGGAACGGGCCAAAGCCAGUAUGGAUUGUUUCAGUUGAGCUGGACUGGCAGAAGCUGAGCGGUGCUACAGUGGGCAGGGUCCACCACAGACGUACAAUAAAGCAUCAGCAUGCCAGCUCUGAAAUUAGCGCUAUUCUACGGAAUCACCUAGGAACAUUCUAGAAUGAUGUUUUCUUUCAAAGACUGUAAAGAUUUGAUCAUGGUCAUGCUUUCCCUUACUAUGUAUGUGUGUGUGCAUAUGUGCGUGUGUGAAUUUUGAGUGACAGCCUUCGAAAAACAAAUUGUCAUUCCACUUUGAUAUUGUCUAUUCAUAACAUACUGUGUUUCUGUUAUGAUAAAACUGAUUUCUGUCAUACUUUUCUUAAAUAAAACACAAUAACUUUAAUAUAAUCUAGAUAACAUAUUGAGCUUCA